AUGAUUUCUCUUUCUAAGAGUAAAGAAGUUGAAUUUCAUAUUUUAGCUGAUAUUGUGGUAGAGAAGCUUAAUCAAACAAAAUCUAUUGAACAAGUUAUUUGGAGAGAAAUUAAAUCACUUGGAAAAAUAGUUAUUCCAAAGAAGGAGGCUCCUUUCAAAUCUACUGUUAGAACUGUCACACUAAGUACAAUAUAUGGAGGCAAUCCACUUGUAAUGUCGGAAAUGAUGGGUUGUGAUUUUUCUCAUGAAUAUGUGAAAGAAGGAAACCGUUUUGUAUCUAAAACUGGAUAUUUUGUAGACGUAUUUGUUGUGAAAAAAGUGAAAAAGAGAGCUAAUGUUACAACAAAUUUUGAUAAAAAUCAACCAGAGCCUUUUGAAAUACUCGAUGCAGGAUUAUUAGCAGUUGAAGCAUAUUCUUAUGCUCCACAAUCUCAGGAUGCGAUCUAUAUUAUGGAAAAAGAAUUAUUAACACUUGCAGAUUCACUGGCUAAUAUUGAAGUGUAUUUAUUUAAGGAUAAUUAA
Naegleria gruberi is the source of this 522-nucleotide messenger RNA. RefSeq lists its product as uncharacterized. Bases 1 to 522 code for a protein of 173 amino acids. Gene Ontology annotation, cellular component: mediator complex. Lineage: Eukaryota; Heterolobosea; Eutetramitea; Acrasida; Naegleriidae. The record is from RefSeq and is a predicted model, not a curated record. Gene Ontology annotation, biological process: regulation of transcription by RNA polymerase II. The transcript is spliced from 2 exons. Gene Ontology annotation, molecular function: transcription coregulator activity.